CACUAGCUCAACUGCAAGGCAAUAAAUGAGCGUUUUUGAUUUAUUUCGUGGAUUUUUUGGGGUACCUGGAGGCCGACAUCGUGGAGAUGGCCGAAGCACUAGGGAUCCUUUCUUUGACACCUUGACUCAUGACGAUGAGGACGACGACGAUGAUGAAGGUGGUCAAGAUUUUUUCUUCGGUGGCUACGAGGGAGGCCAACAGGACCCGAAUGACGAUGCUAUGCGGUUCGGGUUCAGCUUCGGCCCGAGCGGCCUGCGCGUGCAGGAGCCGCAGUUCUUCGGCGAAGUCUUCAAGGAGAUGGAGGAACUGUUCGGCCAACUGGGCCAGUGGGAACGACGGUCAGAUUUUGGAAACUUUGGGGCCCCCAGCAUCGAGCCCCCCCCAGCUCAGGACGGCCCUGGGCAGGAUGGGGGAGCAGCAGGGGGGCGGUCCCUCAGGGACUUCAUGCUGAAAUCCCCAGAGAGCCCCCCUCAUCGGCCCUCUGAGCCCCCGCCCUCCAGCUCCCCGCUCCCGCACUGGAGCCCCUUCCCUAAGUUCGGUGACGUUUGGAGAGGAGGAUUGCUGAGAGGCAGGGAGGAGGAGGAGGUGGUGAAGGAGGACAGAGAUCUGGACUCCCGGGUCACCUCCGAAGGUCUGGACCAGAUUCUGACCCCAGGUUCGGCUCAGCCCAGGUUCCGGUCCUACUUCCAGUCGGUCACGGUCAGCAAAGUAGUCAAGUCGGACGGGACGGUGGAGGAGAGGAGGACAGUGAGGGAUGGUCAGGGUAAUGAGGAGACCACUGUCACACGCUCGGGCCCUGCAGAAAGCAGGGGGCCACAGGAUCUGAUAGGACCCUCAGCAUCCAGUCUGUCCCCCCCCUCGGCUGACCACAGGGACGAGGGCUCCAUCUUCGCCAAGUACUUUGAAGGAUUUAAGGGCCGAUAGGAGAGCGGGAGAAAGAAGAGUCUGAUGGAGGGCUGGAGUCCCUCACUCACUGCUCCUGUAAUUACAUCAGCUGCCUCUCCGUUGCCAUAGCCAGCCCCCUGAGUUCAUGUUGGGAAAAACACCGCACCCCUCACAACGGAAACCGGUGGCGUUUAACUCUUAAGAGCAUCGGCUUUUCUCAUGUCAGCCAAAGGGAAGAAGUUGAGUCGAGUUCAUUUUGUAGGCUUGUGUUCUCCUGUGUGGACCUGCACAAGCUGAUGAGCUAGAUAGACAGUGUUUUUUUUAUCUCCAGUGGGUGAAUUCGCUUUAUUGCAAGUGUAACCAAUGAGCUGAAACUCAGGAAAUGCGAGUAGGUGCGGAUCAUUAUUAACGAUGUGGUUCCUUCUCGUGUCUUUGACAGCUGGUUCCCUUUCAAUGUGUUGGGUUUAGCGAGUGAAUUAGACUGUUUUUCAGUUAAGUUCUUCAAAGCUCUAGGUUUUCAGAACCCAGAUGACCGUUCAGGCCAGGCCUAUUGGCCUUUCACGGUGACAUUGUACCACAAUAAAUCCAACCACAGCAAAAAAGAUUAUUUACUUAUUUUAUUGAGUCCUGCGCCUUAGCCACUUGGCUAUAGGUGAUGUAUUCAACAUCUCUUCCUCUGCUCACUGACUUAUGGAACAGUUCUCAGUGUUCUAGAACUCCACUGCUUUCAAUUAUCAGUAGUGAUUGUGACAUCAGCAUUGGAAUGCUCGGUCAAGAACAUUCUAAUCGCGUAUAGGACAGUUUUAAAGAAGCAAUGAUAAAUAUGCAUAUUUAAUUUUUUUGUAAAUUAUGAUUUAUGAAUUAUGGGAAUAAAUAUUGGUAUAUGCA
Messenger RNA from Conger conger (European conger), 1774 nucleotides. RefSeq names its product HCLS1 associated protein X-1 (gene hax1). The record is from RefSeq and is a predicted model, not a curated record. The transcript is spliced from 7 exons. Gene Ontology annotation, biological process: negative regulation of apoptotic process; regulation of actin filament polymerization. NCBI's taxonomy places the organism in Eukaryota, Metazoa, Chordata, Actinopteri, Anguilliformes, Congridae. Gene Ontology annotation, cellular component: mitochondrion; sarcoplasmic reticulum; actin cytoskeleton. The coding region runs from base 26 to 925 and encodes 299 amino acids.